This is a messenger RNA of Symbiodinium sp. CCMP2592, 801 nucleotides long. Lineage: Eukaryota; Dinophyceae; Suessiales; Symbiodiniaceae. The record is from the annotation of a GenBank genome assembly.
AUGCUGCCCCUCCGUGACCGGCCACCCACCUGGAGUGCACCGCUGAUUUCACAGGCCAUGCUGCAGGACCAUGACCUUUCACUUCUGCUCUUGGCGGCAAGGGCUGGUGUCAACCGCCCGGACUCUGGAGGGCAUGUGCCGCUUAUCUACGCGAUCUAUUCGGGUCGCGGUGAAUGGGUACUGACAUUGCUGCAAGCGCGGGCAGACCCCAUGCCGGCCACUGGCUUUCAGCCAUUGCUGCUAGCUACGGCUCGUCGGUUGGACGAGGCGGUGGUAUACCUUGUGGCUCACCGCGCGGACCCUCAGGCAGCGGCCAGAGAGGGCACCCUGCGAGGUAUCUCGGCUUGGGAUCUUGCGGUUCAAUGGCACAUGGAGUAUGCCCUGGGUGCCUUCAAGGCGGGAGGAGCGGUCUGUGAUGAUGUCAUGGUCCCGGUAAGGAGUGCCCUGUCGGGCGAAUUGGUGGGCCUCCUGACAGCCGGUGCCUCCCCACCCCUGCAGCAGUACGAGCUUCAGGAAUAUCUUCGUCUCCCCUUGUUGGGCCUGGAUGUCCUCCCAUUAGAGGAUGGCUUGGGGGUGUGUCGGCGGCAUUCGCUGCCAACGGAGGUUGCCCGGGACACGGAGACGGCACGGGGCUUGCAGCUCAGAGAACUACUACUGGAUCGCAAAUAUGACAUUGCGUUGGAGGUGGCUAUGUCGUUUCCAAGCGUUCUGAGCUCCUCCACUUACUGUUGGGGAGCGCCGCCAUCGCCGAUGCACUGGGCCAUUCGCAAUGAUGUUUGCCCGGUGCACACUUUGCUUUGA